This is a messenger RNA of Penicillium taxi, 729 nucleotides long. Its product is annotated as MARVEL domain-containing protein. The transcript has 2 exons. NCBI's taxonomy places the organism in Eukaryota, Fungi, Ascomycota, Eurotiomycetes, Eurotiales, Aspergillaceae. Bases 1 to 729 code for a protein of 242 amino acids. The record is from RefSeq and is a predicted model, not a curated record.
AUGUUACCACUUCACAUUGCCCUCUAUACCGUCCUAUCGACGGCACUAGCUUUUGCCGCUGUCGAGUUGGGAUUGUGCGCCUUUAUAGCUUGGGCCUAUUCUGGCUACAUUGAGGAGGACUACUACAGCUAUGCCCUGGGUGAAUAUGUGACCGACACUGUCAAAGUCCAUCCACCAGCUAUCAUAGAUUUUAUGCUAUUCGCCGGCUCCUGGACUAUUAUAGUUUCUGCCGUUGCACUGCUGCUGCCAUGGUUUUAUGCGCGCAGGGGUGCUGUUAGCGCUAAGCUGAACCGCACUGUUGGCAUUAUCCUUGCUGUCGUGUAUUUUGUUACUAUGGUUUUCUGGCUGGCUGCCUUUGCCGACCUUGCCAACGUGACUUUGGGAUAUUAUGUCAACGCCUACUUUGACGCUAUGCUUGCGUUUGCCGUCUUGCUUUGGAUUACUUUCAUCGGCCUAUUCAUCUUGAGCAUCCUUGCGCUCUGCGGUGUUCUAUACUCUGACUGGGCGGGUUACCAGUCACUGCGCCAACCCCGGGACGAUAAAGAUGUUGUUCCAGGCUAUGGUAUGCCAAUGCAUGAGAACCCUGCUCCUCCACCGCAAUUCUCUUCGCAUUAUGACGCCCCACAAUUGCAAGCUGGUGGCCAACACAACGUAUCGCACUCGGCCCUGAACUCAGCUCUUGAAUAUAGUGGUGCAAGCGCUCAUAAUUUACAGGCUAGUCAUGCGUGA